Molecule: messenger RNA, 474 nt
Organism: Sphenostylis stenocarpa
Lineage: Eukaryota; Viridiplantae; Streptophyta; Magnoliopsida; Fabales; Fabaceae
Source: the annotation of a GenBank genome assembly
AUGGAGUGCAUGGCACAAAUUGUCCAAUCCCACCAGGGAAGAACUUAUGUUCUCCAAGUGAAGGUUCAGAUUGGUGGUUUUUUCUAUCUCCCAUCUAUUGGAAUGCACAAAGUUGCUGGAGGAUUUGGUGGCAUCAGAAUUUGGAGCCGACCUGAGAUUCCUGUUCUUUUCCCUCUUCCUGCAGGGGACUUCACCAUAAUUGCUGAAGAUUGUCGAAAAGGACCACUUUCAUUGUUGAUCAAGGGGAACAAGAUGAAACUUGUGGAGGAUCCCCUUCAAAACACUGAUGAUUCCCUUGACAUCCAUCUCGGGCAGUCCUAUUCUGUGCUUGACACAGCUGAUCAGUCUCCACAAGAUUUACAAGGCAGAUACUCGUUCGUCGCUACAACAACUCAAGCAAGAGAGUAUCUGGUCCCAUUCCCUGGGCCCUACCCUUUCUUUUUCAGGCCUGGACUACUGGAUACACUUUCUUAA